AUGCAUUUUGGGAUGACUGGUGAGCACCCAUACGGCGAGAAGACGGCAUACACAAAUUACUACAAGAAGAUGAAGGACAGCGACCUCGAGCAAUGGCCCCCGAAGUUCUGGAAGUUCCACUUGACGACAGAAGGAAAGCCCGCCGUAGAAGUGGCGUUUACCGACGCCAGAAGAUUCGGGCGCGUCCGGCUCGUCGAUUGCCCGGGUGCCGAUAUACGCAAGCACUCGCCUCUCGUCGAGAAUGGACCGGAUCCUGUCAUUGAUACAGACGUGUUCACUGAGGAGUAUCUUCGCGGAAAAAUGAAGUCUCGCCACGUACCCGUCAAAGCUCUCUUGCUGGAUCAGACCAUGAUCAGCGGCGUGGGCAACUGGGUUGCCGACGAGACGCUCUACCAGGCCAAACUGCAUCCGGAGCAGUACUGCGACGACUUUGACGACGCAGAGAUUGCCAAGCUGUACGAAGCCAUUCGUUAUGUGUGUCAAACAGCGGUGGACAAGCUGGGCGACUCGGAUCAGUUUCCGGAGCACUGGCUCUUCAACCAUCGUUGGGGUAAAGGCGACAAAGGUAGCUCUGCGAAGCUGCCAAACGGAGAGAAGCUGGCCUUCAUCACAGUCGGCGGACGGACGAGCUGCUAUGCACCCGGUGUCCAGAAGAAGUCGGGCCGCGUCGUGGCUACUGCGAAGGUCGAACCGGUCAAGCUUGAAGCCAACGGGGAUGGCGACAACAAAACGCAUCGCAAGAAAAAGACGGCGCGCAAGCCCGCCUUGCCCGAGAACGAUGGCCCGCCUGCCAAGAAACAGAAGAAGCAGCAGGUAAAGGUGGAGGACGAGCCAACGGCGGACUUGGGAACAGGGCGGAGGCGAUCUGCAAGGUUGAGGAAUUAA
Messenger RNA from Purpureocillium lilacinum, 885 nucleotides. NCBI's taxonomy places the organism in Eukaryota, Fungi, Ascomycota, Sordariomycetes, Hypocreales, Ophiocordycipitaceae. The record is from RefSeq and is a predicted model, not a curated record.